Messenger RNA from Endocarpon pusillum Z07020, 1641 nucleotides. RefSeq lists its product as uncharacterized. Gene Ontology annotation, molecular function: oxidoreductase activity, acting on paired donors, with incorporation or reduction of molecular oxygen; monooxygenase activity; iron ion binding. The record is from RefSeq and is a predicted model, not a curated record. The transcript is spliced from 6 exons. Lineage: Eukaryota; Fungi; Ascomycota; Eurotiomycetes; Verrucariales; Verrucariaceae. Bases 1 to 1641 code for a protein of 546 amino acids.
AUGGACUUUAUCAAACAGGGAUUGGCUGAAAAGCAGCUUCUUAUCACUUAUGUGGUGACUGCUCUACUUGUGAGCUGGGCCACCUAUUUUGUGGGACUCGGGUUCUAUAGGGUGUUCCUGUCGCCCUUGGCUGCAUUUCCGGGCCCCAAACUUGCCGCACUUACAACCUGGUACCAAGCUUAUUACGAUAUCUGGCUUCAUGGGCAGUAUUUCAGGAGGCUGGAUAGAAUUCACGAGGAAUAUGGCCCUAUUGUGCGCAUAAAUCCCCACGAGCUUCACGUAAACGACCCGUUCUUCAUCGAAGAAUUGUAUUCGGGUAGCGCGAAGAAACGUGACAAGUACAAAUGGGUAGGACGUGCGACCUUGCGUCUGUAUCCCCGGCCCGCGCAUUUUAUCAUAGCAAAGCUGAUACCUACAGUUCCCGACUCACUGGUCGCCACCGUUCCGCAUGAUCAUCAUCGUAAACGACGUGCUGCAAUAAACCCUUAUUUCUCUAAAGCUAGCAUCAGGAAGCUUGACCCUGUCAUUCAAAACACUCUGGUGGCGCUUCUAAAACGAAUGGAUCAAUCUGCUAAAUCUCCAGACGUCUUCCACGCCAGUUUGGCCUACAAAGCCGUCACUUGUGAUAUUAUAACCGAAUUCUCUUUUGGAGUCUCGACAGACUAUAUGGCCAGGAAUGACUACGAGCAUUCUUUCUUCAAGGCAGUUGAUGAUCAUCUCCACAUGUCUUGGAUGAUGGCCUAUAUUGCUUGGUUAGGUCCAGCGAUGAAUUCGCUACCGCCAUCAAUUAUGGGUCUCAUCUACCCUGGACUCAAACACCUCUGGAACAUGCAUUCACAAUGGGUCAAACAGAUAGAGAAAAUCCGUACUCAGGACAAACUGAACGGCAACGGGACAGUAUUCCAUGGCUUGCUUAACAGCGAUCUUCCCCCCUCUGAGAAAACGGACCAGCGACUUCGUCAAGAAGCGCAGCUCCUGGUCCUUGCGGGACAAGACACAACAGCGUAUACGCUCUCCUCUCUCACCUACGAGCUGCUGGCAAAUCAUGAGAUACUGCAGAAGCUGAAGGAAGAGCUGGAAGGAGCCCUUCCAGACCUCAAUACGCCCUUCACCUCUGCCCAGCUCGAACAAUUACCCUAUUUGACGGGCAUCAUCCAGGAGGGCAUCCGUCUGCAUCCGGGAGCUAUAAUUCGCCAGACGCGAAUAGCCCCGGAACAAAACAUGAUUUACCGAGAUGCCUGCACGGAAAAGGAAUGGGUCAUCCCGGCUGGUGUUCCCGUGAGCAUGGACGCUAGAAGCUGCAAUCUGAACCCAAAGGUCUUUGUGGACCCGCACAAGUUCAUUCCUGAACGAUGGCUUGAAAACCCACGACUGGACAAGUAUAUGCUCACUUUCUCCAGAGGCACGAGAAUGUGCCUGGGCAUGAAUCUGGCAUAUUCAGAGCUCUACAUAAUCAUAGCAGAGAUAUUCAGGCGAUACGAACUCUACGAUGGUACUGACCAGCAGACUGCGCCCACGCUCGCCCUUUACGACACGAUUCGCGAGCGCGAUGUAGAUAUAAUGUCGGAUUGGAAUAUACCUUUUCCCACGAAGGGUAGCAAGGGCAUUCAGGUUAAGGUAGGACGGAGUUGGGUUGACUAA